Messenger RNA from Beta vulgaris subsp. vulgaris (sugar beet), 1789 nucleotides. RefSeq lists its product as hypothetical. The record is from RefSeq and is a predicted model, not a curated record. The coding region runs from base 290 to 1585 and encodes 431 amino acids. The transcript is spliced from 8 exons. NCBI's taxonomy places the organism in Eukaryota, Viridiplantae, Streptophyta, Magnoliopsida, Caryophyllales, Amaranthaceae.
GCACUAUUGCCGUAUGGGGGCCAAGGAAAAAGCACCUCCUCAUUUGAAACGUAGGCCAAAAAAACAAGAAUGGUGAAACUCCACGAAAUAAAGCAGCAUUUACAGAAAUUACAGUGAGCUGUACCUGCAAUUACACCAUCUUCCAUCGCAUCAUCAAGCUCUCCUCGCAUCACUCACUGCCUUUGGAUUGAGGGUUCAACAUGAAGUUGAACUGAAAUUGUAAUCCGAAAUCCGGGCUCAAGAAUUUUGUGAAAGUUUCGGCAAUUCACACUAUUCUUAAGAUUUAGUCAUGUCUGAGUGUGUCCAGUGUGCUUCUAUUAUAGCAAAUCGAUAUAGCGCCACUCGAGUUCUAAAAUUAGGUCUAAUUCAAUGUAGUUGGGACAACAAACCAGUUAUUUUGCCAUCAGAAAGACUUACUAGGCACAACGAUUGGUCUGUUAUGGAAAAACUAUGGAAAAGCAAAGUCAUAAGGAUAUUCAGGCAUGAGAGGCUUUUUACGGAUCAGAGAGUUUCGACGAAACUGGGCGUGUUUGGCUCAAAUGCUUAUGAUUUUAGUUCCAGGUCGAGGUUGAAAGAGGGAAGGGAUGAGCAUUUAGAAUUUGAUUUGCAAAAUAGUGAAGAGAACCACGAAGAGUUAAAGUUGGGUUUCAUCAGUGAAAAAGAAGCUUCUGAUAAUCUGAGGACUCGUGAUAGCUUGAAUGGUGAAUUUGGGGUACUGAAUUUUGAUGAACCUUUACUGGAGGAAAGUAAAGGCAGGGUACCACAAACUGGGGAUUUUAUGGCUAGAGAAGGCAAUGGUGAAAAUGACAAUUUGGAGUUGACGGAUGACCAAGAUGAGGACCUUCUACAGCCUAAGUCAAAGCCAAAACAUAAGCCAAAGGCUAAGCCGGAAUCUAGGAGUAGAAAGCAGUUAAUGAAGAGAUCGAGUAUUAUUGCAAAGCAAGUGAUCGGAAUUGAGUCAGCUUCCAGUUUGGGAUUUGUCUCGCAGCUGUGGGUUGACACUGCAACUUGGGUAGUACUGGAGGUAGAAGUCAGGCCAAACUUGCUUUCUUCUGAGUCAGGAAGAUUUCUUCUUGAAGAUAUUAAUAAGGUUGGUGAUGUAGUGCUUGUGCAGGAGGAGAAUUAUGCGCUGAAUGAUUUUAGAACGGUUGGACUGGAGACCUUGGUAGGGUAUAAUGUUGUAACACCUGGACAAAGAAAUUUGGGAAAGGUUCGUGGAUUCACGUUCAACAUCAACUCUGGCACUGUGGAGUCCCUUGAGCUUGAUGCGUUUGGGUACUCAAUUAUUCCAUCAAAUCUGGUGAGUACUUAUGCCUUGUUCACUGAAGAUGUACUAGAGGUAAAUUCUGACAUCAUCAUAGUGCACGAAGCAGCAGCCUCACGUAUUCAAAGAUUAACCAAGGGCUUCUUGGGCACGAAGAACACAGAGACUUCAAGUAUUAAGCUGAAAUACCGUGAUAUAGAAGAAGAAUAUACUCAACCUGUUAAAGGUCGAAAAUCAAGGAGGAAGUCGAGUAAGCGGAAAAUUUACCGAGGAACUAGGGAUCUGGGUGAUGAAUUUGAGCUCCCUAUGGAUUACAUGUAGUAAAUAGUGAUAUUGCACUUCCUUCCCUUGUCUAGUAAAUAUUUCAUACCACUAGCUUUAGCUGGUUCUAUUUGUUAUACAACUACAUCAUAUUAUAACAUCGACGUGAUAAUGUAUUUCAGGGAUUAUUCUUUUGUAAAUUGUAGCUCGUGAUCAUGUAAUGCAUCUAUUAUUUAUAUCAAGUUGAUCUAUUCUAAAGGAUUA